GCCACAAUUGGAUCGACAAUGUCUGAGCAGCAAUCCAACGGAGUCCCGAAGGUCGAGGGACUGAGCGAGAGAAGUCGGGCCAAAUGGGCGGCCGCCUCGACACCCGAGGAAAUCGCCGCCAACCUGCCUCCGAUGCUCGACCUGACCAUCGAAAACAUCACGGAAAAUGUCAUGAAGAUCAACUCCAUGUGCGACAAUCCGCGCCUUCGAUACCUUAUCCUGAAGCUGGUUCAAGCGGCGCAUGACUACGUGCGGGAGGUUGGCCUGCAAUUCGAUGAAUGGGAGCAAGCCUGGCAAUACCUGACCAAGGUCGGUCAAAUCUCCACCGACGUCCGUCACGAAUUCGUGCUUCUCUCGGAUAUUCUGGGCAUCUCCGCGUUGGUUGACGCCAUCUCUUAUCCGGCCGUGCCCGGCGCCACUGAAUCUUCUGUGCUCGGCCCUUUCCACGACGAGGAGGCGCAUUCUUUCCAGUAUGGGGAAUCGAUCUUCACGGAGGGGACCCCCGGGGAGCCCACGAUCGUGCGCGGUUGGAUCAAGGAUACGGAGGGCAACACGGUGCCGAAGGCAUUGAUAGAUGUCUGGGAAACGGACGGCAAUGGAGUCUACGAUCUGGAGUAUGACGGUAGCGCCGAUCCCAACUGUCGUGGGAAGAUCCUUUCGGACGAGAAGGGUCAUUUCCUUUUCGUUUGCGUCAAGCCUGUGGCCUACCCAAUCUCCAACGACGGCCCCGUCGGCGAGUUGCUGCGGAAGCUCAAGCGCCAUUGGUUCCGCCCAGCGCAUAUGCAUUUUAUGAUCGAGCACCCGGCAUACACCAAGCUGAUUACUGCCCUGUACUCCCGAGACAGCAACUUUGUGGAGAGCGACACUGUCUUUGGAGUCAAAAAGAGCUUGAUCGUGGAUUACAAGUGGUGUGAGGACCUUGAAUUGGCGAAGGAACAUAAUGUGAAGCCUAUUGUCAAGGCAAUUGAUGGCAAGGAAUCAACGGGGUUCUGGCUUUUGGAACAGGACUUUGUUCUAGUCAAGAAGAGUCCCCCUCCGCCUCGUAAGACGGAGGAUUAA
This is a messenger RNA of Aspergillus saccharolyticus JOP 1030-1, 1059 nucleotides long. RefSeq names its product aromatic compound dioxygenase. The transcript is spliced from 3 exons. Gene Ontology annotation, biological process: catechol-containing compound metabolic process. The record is from RefSeq and is a predicted model, not a curated record. Lineage: Eukaryota; Fungi; Ascomycota; Eurotiomycetes; Eurotiales; Aspergillaceae. Gene Ontology annotation, molecular function: catechol 1,2-dioxygenase activity; ferric iron binding. Bases 19 to 1059 code for a protein of 346 amino acids.